Molecule: messenger RNA, 1486 nt
Organism: Eucalyptus grandis
Lineage: Eukaryota; Viridiplantae; Streptophyta; Magnoliopsida; Myrtales; Myrtaceae
Product: metacaspase-1
Exons: 5
Coding region: 149-1168 (339 amino acids)
Biological process (GO): proteolysis
Molecular function (GO): cysteine-type endopeptidase activity
Source: RefSeq, a predicted model, not a curated record
AUAAAUUCCACAAGCAUGGCAAUUGGCAGCACUCAAAUCCCACACUCCUAAUGUUGAUCCCUCCUGUUGCCGUCUCAUAGAGAAACAUCAACCUGGUCUAGGCUCCAUUUCUGAAUUCUCUGAGUGCUUAGACUCGAAACGGGCAAAAAUGUCGCAGUUCACAAUGGAUGGUCGUUACAUAAGAUGCAGCCAGUGCCAAAACCUGAUGAGGCCAAUAUGGACUUCAAAGGCAGUGCACUGCCCUUGUUGUCAUAAUCUCAUCAAACUCACGAGGUACGACGUCAGGCCACCAACACGCAUGGAUACCAAAUGUAUAUUGAAGGAGAAGCUACAAAGUAAGUUCAAAAGCAAGAAGUCAAACAGCUCCAACUCCAGUGGUACUUCCUCGAUACAGUACUCAGUUCCCAGAAGUGGUAUGACAUCAGCGACUAAACUGCAUCCAGGAAAGCGUGCCGUUCUCUGUGGGGUGAGCUACAAGAAGAGGAAGUAUGAGCUCAAGGGAACUGUUAAUGAUGUAAAGCACAUGAAGGAACUGUUGAUUCAUACCUUUGGAUUUCUGGAGGAGAACAUUCGAGUCCUUACAGAAGAGGAGAAGAAUGAGCAUCAAAGACCAACAAGAAAGAACAUUAUGGAUGCGUUUCAAUGGCUUAUCAGGGACUGCAGGUCAGAGGAUUCGGUGGUUUUCUUCUUCUCAGGGCACGGUUUACGGCAUCCUGAGAGUGAUGGCGAUGAAUUGGAUGGAUUUAACGAAAGCAUCUGUCCAGUUGAUUUUACCACAGAAGGCGUCAUCCUCGAUAAUGAAAUAAAUUCCACAAUUGUUCGUCCGCUGCCGAAAGGGGUAACCCUCCAUGCGCUAGUUGAUUCUUGUCAUAGUGGGACUGUUCUAGAUCUGUCAUAUGUAUACAACAUUACAACAGGUCAGUGGGUGGAUAAUGGACCUCCUUCGGGUGCAUAUAAGGGAACAAGUGGUGGACUUGCCAUUUGUCUAAGUGCUUGUGCGGAUGAGGACCUGGCUGCUGAUACUUCUGCUCUCUACGGGAAGAUGAUGUCUGGUGCCAUGACCUCAAGCUUCAUCCAAGCUAUCCGCAAAAACCCAAGAUUACAUAUAAAGAACUACUGGCAGCGAUGCAAAAUGUCAUCGAUGAAGCUAACGAAUCUAAUUGCUUAAAUACUCCUAUCCUUUCAAGGUUGUUUCGUGCCAAAAUGUUACAGGAACCUGUGCUAUCAUGUUCUGACAUGGUAGGUAUUGAAAAUAGGACGGUCGAGCUAUAAAGAGGGAAAUGUCUCCAGUACAGCAUACUCCACGUCUAACAAAGCUGGGGAUGGAUGGUGGGAUAUUUAUCAGGAUCAAAAACAAGCUUUUGUGGAGAUUUUGUGAUGGAAGGAAGUAACAAUGUGAACAUCUGUCACAUUUGGUAGAUGAUGAGGCGUGAAAGGAAUAGGAUGAGCAUCAGAUCCCUUACAUUCUGCAACUGGUUUCUUCUUU